ACGUUACUCUCGGGAGGAUAACACCUUUCUUCUUGUUUUUGCUGGCCGUUUAUCUAUCCCCACCAUAUUUCUAAGCAUCAUCUUUUUCCCCUGGCAGCACAAUCAAAAGUAAAACCCACAUGAUAUAGAAGAACAGUGGCUAAUGGCUAAUUCCAUUAUUGCCUUGUGAACUGUGAUGAGAAUAAUAGUAGCAAGCUCUAAGGAAAAUGGACGGUCUUGCUCUCAUCACCACAGCCAUGUCCGGCAAACCCUUCUUCACCGGCCGAACCAGCCUUCUUUCAAUUUCACCGAAGAGAAGAAGUGCUAUCAGAAUCCUUUAUUUCAAUAAAAGAUCAAAUGCCUUCAUAUUUUGUGCCUCACGGGAUGAGGCCCCCAAGCUUGACAGGUUUGACCAGAUGGAACUCAAGUUCGGGCGCUUAAUUGGCGAGGACCCAAAGCUUACGCUAGCCAAGAUAAUGGGAAGAAAGGCAAACCCUGAAGCUUCUUAUCUUGAUAUUGAGAAAUCCUUUUAUAAGAAUAAGGGUAAACUUAUUGCGGUAGGGGAAGUUCCAUUUGAGGGGUCUAAGAGGAAAUCUUCAAGUUCGCUAGGAUUGGGUUUAGUACGACCUGUUCCUGUUAAAGGAACAAAAUUCAAAUCUGAUGAUAACAAAGCCUCAUUGGAGAUUAAGAAACGAACCAAACCAGCAAGUAAGACAGUGAAUGUAACAAAAAGUAGCAUGCCAAAUGUCAUCUUAAGAAAGCCAACUGUGCAUAAUGAGGAUGGCAAUGAAGACAUUUCAUCAAAGUUGAGAAUAAAACCAAAUUUGUCUCUAAAAAUGUGGAAUGGGCAAUCAAAGGACAAGUUUAGUGACAUGACACUAUUGAGGAAGCCUGAACCAUCAUUCACAAAGGACACUGAUCAGACUCAAGAGUCUUCUGCUCCUGUGAAUGCCCAAAUGACCAAUGAUAAUGAUUUGAAGGUGAUGAAAGAAGAACCAGCUGAUAUGACCGUAUUGAGGAAGCCUGAGCCAUCAAUUGCAAAGGGGACUGAUCAGAAGCAAGAGCCUUCUGAUCAUGCAAAUUCCCAAAUGAACAAUGGUAAUGAUAUGCAGAUGAGAAAAGAAGAGUUAGAUGAUAAAACUGGAAACUUGACUUUGCUGGAACGUCCAGACAAAGCAACUGGCAAAAGGGAAAGUGAGGGGUUUGGAGAAGUGAGCGUCAUUGAUGAUGGGUUGAAGCAACACAAGCAGAGACAUUUGGAGUCUCAUCAAGAGCAAACUGAUUCGAAUCAACAUUCAGAUUUAAAUUCAGCUGAUUAUAGUGUCAAGUUGCCUGUUGAGGCUGCACUGCAGGGAAAACCAACAAGAUUAGACCGGUCUGUGAAACAAACUUCAAAAUCUCCUGGAGAAGCGACUGGUUUUGAGAAUCCUGGAGAUUACAACAGCACUGUUGAAUUAGAAAAUCUCAUAGCUAUGACAAACUUUCAGGAAAAUGAAGAUGCUGAUUGGACCAGGGCUGAAGAUUUGGUUAGGACUGGAGAUAGGUCAGAUGUGGAACUAAUAAGCUGUAGUACCAGAGGUUUUGUUGCGUCUUUUGGUUCCUUGGUAGGAUUUCUGCCAUAUCGUAAUCUUGCUGCCAAGUGGAAGUUCUUUGCUUUUGAGUCUUGGUUAAGACGAAAGGGCUUGGAUCCAUCAAUCUACAAGCAAAACUUAGGCAUUAUUGCAAAUUAUGAUGCUGAAAACAAGUAUUUUCCUCGUGAUUCUCCUCAACACAUGAAGAUUGAUAAUAUAGUUGAAGAGAAAAUUUCACCGGAUAUGAAAUUGGAAGAUCUGUUAAGGAUUUAUGACCAAGAUAAAAUUAUGUUCUUGUCAUCAUUUAUUGGCCAGAAAGUUAAAGUCAAUGUAGUAUUGGCGGACAGGAAACUAAGGAAGCUCAUAUUGUCAUUAAGACCAAAAGAGAAUGAAGAGUUUGUUGAGAAGAAGAGAAAUCUUAUGGCUAGACUUCAAGUUGGUGAUAUAGUAAAAUGUACCGUCCAGAAAAUAACUUACUUUGGCAUUUUUGUUGAGGUCGAAGGAGUUCCAGCACUAAUUCAUCAGACAGAAGUAUCAUGGGAUGCAACUUUAGACCCAGCAUCAUAUUUUAAGAUUGGUCAGGUUGUAGAGGCAAAAGUUCAUCAAUUAGACUUUGUGCAUGAACGCAUAUUUUUGUCACUAAAGGAGAUCAUGCCUGAUCCAUUGUUGAAGUCCUUGAAAUCUGUAGUUGGGGACCAUGACCCCAUGGAUGAGAGAUUGGAAGCAGCUCAAACUGAUGAGGAGUGGUCUGAAGUGGAAUUUCUUAUCCAAGAAUUGCAACAGAUUGAUGGGAUCCAAUCUGUUACAAGAGGUCGCUUUUUCAGGAGCCCUGGUUUAGCUCCAACAUUUCAGGUUUAUAUGGCUUCCAUGUUUGAGAAUCAAUACAAGUUGCUUGCUCGGUCUGGAAAUAGAAUACAAGAGGUGAUGGUUCAAACAUCUUUGGAUAAAGAAGAGAUGAAGUCAGCAAUUCUGGCAUGUACGAAUAGAGUAGAAUAAUAGUGAUUGUAGAGGUAAGCAGCUUAUGGCUUGAUCGUUGGUUAUUGUCUACUAAACCGGUAACACACUGCAAUCUAAGGAGCAUUUGUGGCAAUUACUUGUGCAAAAAGCUGGAGGAAGUAGACUAUAAUGUAUACUAUAUGGGGAGGGUCAAAAUCUUAUUCCUCAUAGAGGCAGGUUUUGAAUUUUGUACAUACAUUCAUUUUAUUUAUGUUGUGCAAUAAAUGUGUGUUAUCAUUCUUAAUUGUCGAAGGACUAGUGUCCUUAGCUGAGCAUUGUGUUCAUCCAGGCUAUCAAGUGGACCUUUUUUUCCCCUCA
Prosopis cineraria is the source of this 2864-nucleotide messenger RNA. RefSeq lists its product as uncharacterized. Gene Ontology annotation, molecular function: nucleic acid binding. NCBI's taxonomy places the organism in Eukaryota, Viridiplantae, Streptophyta, Magnoliopsida, Fabales, Fabaceae. The record is from RefSeq and is a predicted model, not a curated record.